Daldinia vernicosa is the source of this 1125-nucleotide messenger RNA. RefSeq lists its product as uncharacterized. The record is from RefSeq and is a predicted model, not a curated record. Gene Ontology annotation, molecular function: FAD binding. The transcript is spliced from 3 exons. Lineage: Eukaryota; Fungi; Ascomycota; Sordariomycetes; Xylariales; Hypoxylaceae. The coding region runs from base 1 to 1125 and encodes 374 amino acids.
AUGAUAAAGCCGUUGGGCGUCAAUUUUGCCAUACGUGGCGCUGGGAUGCAACCACUCCCGGGCUCUGCCAACGUUCAAGGAGGCGUUACCCUUGAUCUUAGACGUUUCAUCGGCAUUGAUAUUAUGAAUGGUUUUGUCCAAGGGGGGACAGAUGAGCUCUGGGGUAAGGUAUAUGAAAAGCUAGACGCCUUCGGGCUCUCUGUAACCGGUAGCCGCUCAGCAAUAGGGGGUAUCGGUGGACGAGCACUUCAGGGCGGCCUAUCCUUCUUUUCUAGUAGCGAAGGAUUCAUUUGUGACAAUAUCCUUAGCUUCGAGGUCGUUUUGGCCUCGGGUGAGAUUAUCAAUGCCAAUGCCUCGGAUAAUGAGGACUUGUGGCGUGCUCUGAAAGGGGUAGGGAACAAUCAGGGGAUCGUGACUCGUUUCGACAUAUGGACCUUCAAACAAGGGCUGAUAUGGGGUGGUACUGUAUUCUACUUCCCUUCAAGCUUCCCAAGUCAGCUUGAAUCCCUGGUUAAGGAACUUCACAAACCUAAUACAAGCAAAGAAACGCACCUAAUGUUGAGCAUCGGCUAUUCAUUCUUGAUGGGUAACAGUAUUAUGUGCUUGAAUCAGCUGUACUGCACUCAGGUAUUCGAAAACCCACCCGAGCUUGAUCCAUUUACCAAAGUUCAACCACAAAUUGAUGCCCUCAAUAUAAUGCGUCUUCACAGCGUGAAAGAUGCGGCUGCAGAGCAAAGUGCAUCCGGCCAAGCUCAAGUGAGAUGCGCUUAUAUGAAUAUAACAGUCAAAGCAGAUCUUGGAACUUUGAACGCCGUGUCUGAGAUCUAUACGGCUGAGCUUAAACCCCUGAAGGGAUUUGAAAACGUAACUCUAUCUUUAACUCUGCAGCCGUACCCAGUUUCGCUGAUGGAACAGUCAACUGAACUUAGGGGCAAUUCUUUGGGUCUUGGUGCCACUGAAGGCCCUCUUGUCUCGAUUCUUCUCCUUUCCUGUUGGGAGAGCGAGGAAUAUGAUAAUGCAGUGUUGGAGAUAAUGAAGGAUGCACUCGAUAAGAUUAAAGUAGACGCAACUGAGCGAAACCAACUAGUUCCAUUUAUUUACAUGAACUACGCCUUCAGACACUAA